Portunus trituberculatus (swimming crab) is the source of this 5372-nucleotide messenger RNA. Its product is annotated as organic cation transporter protein-like. Gene Ontology annotation, cellular component: membrane. Gene Ontology annotation, molecular function: transmembrane transporter activity. The record is from RefSeq and is a predicted model, not a curated record. Lineage: Eukaryota; Metazoa; Arthropoda; Malacostraca; Decapoda; Portunidae. Gene Ontology annotation, biological process: transmembrane transport.
CGCAUCCCAGCACAAUCAGUACAUGUGCCGUGUGGCGCCGCCUCGCGGGCGUUGCAGUGUACAGUGGUGACAACCCUGACUUGACACCGAGCCACGAGAGACGCCGCGAUAAAGGAUCGACCGUAUUCUCAAACUGAACUUCGCCGCGCCUACACUACUUUGAAAAGGCUCUGCCUUAAGUGACACUGAUUUCUACGGGUGUUUUCCGUACGGUUCUAGUGACUGCUUAGUAAGGUUUCUUCAUUGUUAACAGGAGAAACCGUCUUGAGAUCCCGACUGAUCAUCUGUGGCCUUUGAGAAUAGACAUGGAGAGAACAAUGUUUUCUUGGGGGGAGUACGGCCCACAGUUGUGAUUCAUUUACCUAGAUAGAUAGAUAGAUAGAGAGAGAGAGAGAGAGAGAGAGAGAGAGAGAGAGAGAGAGAGAGAGAGAGAGAGAGAGAGAGAGACGUACUAUCUCCGUUAAUCUUAUCUGAUAUAGCAUCUGUUUGAAGAGGAAAGCGGUAAUGUCCAUAUACUAAGGUUGUGGCAGUCUUAAGGAGGACAAGACAGUUUGUGACCGCGUCUCAGGAAGAGAAGCCUGCACGCGCACUUGACAGUCGAACACCCGAAGUCACAAGUAGUAUGCAAAGUUUCUUGAGUGUGUAGAGUGUUCGCGAUCCGUUUGUCAGCUGAAGUAGUAGUGAGGAAGCUAGUUUAAACACCAUGACGGCCAAGAGCCAUAACCCCGAGGCCGCGGCUGAGGCGGGAGACGCGGAGGCGAAGGAGACGACGACGAAGUUGAACAUUGGUGAUAGAGAAAACGGGGAUGCGAGUAGCGUGUCUGUGAGGUUCAGGAGUGCCUCGGAGGGCUUCCAGUACGUGCUGGAGCAAGUGGGCAACUACGGCAGGUGGCAGGUUAAGGUGUUCCUCGUGGCUUCCUUCUGCGGGAUGUUCACUGCCAUGCAAAACUUGAGUGCCGCCUUCAUCGCAGCCACGCCCGACCACUGGUGUCACGUGGCCCCGCUUGACGACAUCACUGGCUCACCCUCGCAUGAUUUGCGCAACGGCUCCGUGCCCUGGGUUGUGGAGUGGGAUGGCAAGGGCGCGUACUCCUCCUGCAGAUACUAUGACAGGAACUGGACGGGGUUGGUGGCGGGCGGGCUGCGAGAGGAGGACCUGCCGCUGCUGCCUAUCGCCGGCGUGCCCACAACUGAAUGCAACAAUUGGGUGUACGAUCACUCUAUGUACGAGACAACCGCAGUGGAGGAAUGGGAGCUGGUGUGCCGUAACAAGUACCGUAUGUCUCUGAUCCAGUCCACAUACAUGGCUGGUGUGCUGGCAGGGGCUGUGGUGCUCAGUGAACUGGCAGACAAGUUUGGCCGCCGCACCAUCUCCCUCAUCUCGGCACUGGGCUUUGUGGUGUCUGCCAUCAUCGUCGCCUUCGUCACCGAGUACUCCCUCUUCCUCCUCUUCAGGUUCCUCGUUGCUGCCUUCGGGUCGGGCCUCUUCCUCCCUAACUUUGUGAUUGUGAUGGAGACGGUGGGGCCGGAGGGACGCACCACCAUGGGCAUGCUGUACCAGUGCUUCUUUGCUGUGGGCUUCAUGCUGCUGCCAGGAAUUGCCUAUACUGUCAACAAUUGGAGGAACCUUCAGCUCUGCAUAUCUAUCCCUAGUGCUCUGCUGCUUCUCUAUUACUGGGUGCUGCCAGAGUCCCCACGGUGGCUGAUGAUGCAGGGGAGGUUUGAGGAGGCCAUGAAGAUUCUGAAGAAUGUGGCCAAGAGUAAUAGGUCCUCAUUGCCACCAAGGGAGGAGCUGGAUACUCUUCGUGACAGCUUCGAGUUGGAGCGCAAGAAAAGUGAGAAGUUGCAGGAAGGCUUCUUAGAGAAAUUCAUCAACUUCUUCAGGAGCAUUAUCACACUCCUCAGCACCCGGAACAUGAGGCGCCGCUGUCUGAUCAUCUUCUUUGCCUGGUUCGUGGUGAGCAUGGUGUAUUAUGGCCUCACCUUCAGUGGCGGCAACAUUGAUGCCUCGCCCUACCUCCUUGUCUUCCUCUCCGGCCUAGUGGAGAUCCCUUCAUACUUCCUCGUUUGCUGGACUCUCAAAAAGUUUGGCAGGCGACUGAACCUGUGUGUGCUGUUCACCAUCUGUGGCACUGCUUGUCUCCUCAUCCUCGCUGUGCCUAAGGAAAUGGUGUGGUUGAACAUGACGCUGGCUACAGUUGGGAAGUUCUUCAACUCAGCGGCAUUUGGAGUGGCAUACAUCUACUCUGCUGAAUUGGUGCCAACAGGAGUGAGGAACAUUGCAGUGGGGACGUCCUCCAUGUGUGCCAGGAUAGGAUCUGCCUUGGCUCUCAUUGUUGACCUCCUGGGAGACUUCCACUACGCUGUGCCAUCCACUGUGUUUGGCCUACUCUCCGUGGCUGCCGGCCUGCUGGCUCUGCUGCUUCCGGAGACUGACAAGAUGCACCUCCCAGAAACAGUGGAAGAAGUUGAGGCCAUGCCAAGGUAGAGGAGCAGUAAAGGUUCAACCCCAUCACCACUACACCUACUGCCACUGUCUUGCCAUUCACACACCUGCCACGAAGUUCCAUCUGUAACCUGCUGUCCUAUUUCAUUGUCACAUGGGUUUGUGUCUCUGAAGUGCCUUGUGCUUGCCUGAGGACUGUUUUCUAAAGCCACAGGUGAUUUUUCAGGUUUUCAUGGGUGUAUUUUGCAUUGAUGAUGCAGAUGUGUUGUAUAACUUAUCAAUUAUGAAAAUGCCCUUGAAAGCAAAGCUCACUGCAGUCUGGUGAAAGCAGUCCAGAUAAGAUGCACAAACAUUUAAGGAUACAGUCCUUGUUGGUCUCUACUUGUAGGAGUACGUUUUGUCUCGGCUGGUGAUGCACAUUUUUAUUUCACAUGAAAAGCCAGCUUUCUCCACUGAAUGCUGAACAAAUGGCAGUGUUCCAGAAUUCUUGACACAAAAAUUUUCAUAACAAUUAUCACUUUGAGAAUUGCAUUUCUUUUGUAAUAAAUGACUCUUAGAUUGCUUCUGGCAUUUUUAAACAUGAAUUAUUCACCCAAGUUUUCUUCUGGUGGCUGGUGGUCUUGAUACCACUGAGAGAAAAGGCUGCUUAUGUGAAGAAUGUGUUCACAGCUGACUGUGUUGUUGAUCACACUUGUUAACAACAUUGACGAGUUACAGUGAUGCAUUGGAUUUCACAGUGCGACAUUAAAAUCAACUCUGAAGUUUCAUUCAGAAUUACUUUACUUCAUCACAACCAAUAUUCAUAUAUAAGAUAGCAUAAUGCAAUGUAAAUCUGUAUUACAGUGAUACUUAUGUAUUCCGUGACAUUGAUAAGAUAAUGCCAUUGUAUGUAUUACAGUGAACAGAGUAGUAUUUGCUUAUUUAGUAAAAAUGCAUAGGGCAACACAUUUAGUAGUUGUAUAACAUUUCUAACCAAGGAAAAAUUAAUAUCUAACUCAGAAAAAAAUUUCAAGUUAUACAUCUCAAGAUCUCACAAAACAGACACUUAAAAUAAAAAGUUAAUUAAACCCUUCAUCCAGGACAACACCAGCCCUUGAUAUUUUGUAGUAGAAGGACAGGCAAGGCUGACCAGAAUCCACUCUAAUCUUGUUGAUCUCGGGCCAUUUAGUAACAUACCAACUUGUGCUUCCUGGGAGUGAGAUCAGAAGUUUGAUCCCCCCCAGCCCCUCCCUCUCAUGGCUGUCCUUAAUCUCUUCAGUACUGGGAUACAUUUUAUUCACAUAGCAAGGAUCUAGGAAGAGUGAUUAAUGAACAGAGUCUUUGCUAUUUUAAUCUUCACAUAAGUUUCUGAAGCUGUAUAAAAUCGCUAAAUAGCAAGAAGAAUAAUUAUGAAAAUGCGUCAUGGUACUGGAGAGGUUAAGAUCAAUUCCUCAGCACAUACUGUGUUCUUGGAGAUUUCUGUGUCAACCUUGUUAUUGACAGGUUGGAAGUUCCUAGUUUUCAAAGGUGUUUUUAUGAUUCUAGUUCUAUAUAGUUCAACAUGGAUUUUACAUCAUCAAUCAGAAAAAAAUCAUCACAAGUAAUUUCUGGCUACUUAUAUUUUCUGGCCUUUGAAAAAUAUAAAAAGGUCUCUAGCUACUUGUAACUUCUGGCCUUUGAAAAAUGUACAAGAAACCAAGCUAAGAACACAAGCUUUAUAUUUAGUAUGAUUUCUGUAAACAAUAACAACAUUCCACAUCUGGCUGGAGCACAGUAAGGGUAACACUGCACAGGUCUUCUACAACCACCAUUAUCACUGGCAAGCAAUGAUGAGGAAAUAUUAUGUCUACUGUGUACUGUGCUUUUUGAGAUGGUGGUCUCUUGCUUUUUGAGGUGGUGAAGAAACCAAAAAAAUGGCUAUAAAAAAUUAUUUCAACGUAAACUAUCACUUCCAUUACAUUACUGUGCUCUUUAAGAUAAUGAGGGAGAAAGUGAAGAGAACCUGUCAGCUACUCUCACUAGAACUCUUACAACUACCACUAUCACCACCAAAGCUGUCCUUCUGCAUCUACUUCUACAUUACCACCACCACAAGUCCAAACCACACCUUCUCAACAACAAGGUCCCAAGACUAUACCUAGUUACAAAACUGUGAGUGGCCUGACAAACAUUCCUCCAUUCCUCAGUGUAGGUACCUGAAAAGAAAAUAGAGGAAGCUAAUGAUGAUAACAGUCAAUUGGGGAAUGUGGCUGUGAUGGAUAAUAAAACCCAAGAUAAAAAGAAAAAUGCAACAUACUUUAGCAAACUUGUGAGAAAUUAUACAGUUUGAAAGAGAGAAAUAGAAUAAGAUUGAUAAGAGAUAGUACACUGAAGAACGAGGAGGGGAAAAAUGCUUAGGUGGUGAAAGAAAUAAUAAACAGAAAUGCGGUGAAAUUAUGAGAAAGUGCACAAAAGAAAGUAAAAUAUCGAGUGCACAAAAGAAAGUAAAAUAUCGAAUGCAGAAAAGAAAACGUACAAUAUCAAAGCAAAGUUGUGGAAAAUGCAUGUUGGAAAAGGAAGGAACAUCAUCAAAUUCUGUAGAUCAAAAUAUGAAGCAUGGUAAGUUGAAAGUUGCCAGAAAUUUAAAAGAAUAAAACACAACCUUGAUUUAAACAAAGUGAAAAAAAAAAAAAAAUUGUGUGUUUCGUUCAGACUUACACAAAAAUAAAGAAAAGAUAAUCGCUUACUACAAAAGAGAAUAGGUUAGAAUAUAUUAACACCUGAUUAAUAUCCUGAGUUAAAAAGGAGACAGGGAAGGAAAGGCAAGGAAUGAACAGAGGUAAGUGAAGACACACACACACACAAGUUUAGAGCCACCAUGUAGUAAAGUUUUCUUACCGAUGUAAUAUUUUGUGAAGUGUUGAGGAGGGUUUUCUAUUGUAUGACUGAAAUAAACGAAGAUUUGUAA